Messenger RNA from Lactuca virosa, 954 nucleotides. The record is from the annotation of a GenBank genome assembly. Lineage: Eukaryota; Viridiplantae; Streptophyta; Magnoliopsida; Asterales; Asteraceae.
AAUUUCACCAUUUUCUGUAUCGGACAUUCAGACGCAAGCUAAAACACAGAGACAGAGAGGCGAAGCGAGAUGAAGACGAUGACGGUGUCUCGGUCGAAUUAUCGCUAUAAGUUCGGAGUGUUAAUUUCUGGAAUUGUGUUGUCGUUGUUGUUGUUGAUCAAUGCACCGAAGAAAGCCGAAGCUUCGAAGUCUCCGUCGGCUUUUGUUCAGACCGUCAUCUACUCUAACAAGAUCGCCGUGUUCUCCAAAUCUUAUUGCCCGUAUUGUCGUCGUGCCAAACGCAUCUUUAAUGAACUACAAGAGAAUCCUUAUGUUGUGGAGCUUGAUCAUCGAGAUGAUGGAUCCCAAAUUCAGGAUGUGCUUUUAGAUCUUGUUGGCCGUCGCACUGUUCCUCAAAUAUUUGUUAAUGGAAAGCAUAUUGGUGGUGCUAGUGAUCUUGAAGCAGCUGUUAGGAAUGGCGAGUUGCAAGAUCUCCUGGAUAUGGCUUCAACAGGUUUUCAACUUCCCCUAUUGUACUGGAUUCAUCACCAACAAUCAAUUUCCCUCCUUCCCUUACAAUUCUAUCAACUUUUACAAUCACAGCAUGGAGAAGAGAAGGUCUGAUGGAGAAGAUUGUAUGUCUCAGGGUACCCUUCAAAACUUAAUACAAACUCAUGACAGCUGAAAUUGCAGUCUCUGAGAAGAGCAAACUCAAUUUGAGCUUCAUGUUCAUCUUUAGGGGCGAACAACAUUGCAAGGGCGUUUCUGUCAAAAAGUCUAGACCACCAUCGAGAAACUGGGCCCCACCAGCCGGAAAACUAACAAGUUCCCCAGCCACUUUCACCAAGUUGGUGGUUGUGAGUCGUCCCAUAUAUUGUUUUCCUUGCGGUGAGAUGUUGAUUAGAGGUUUCAAGUGAUCUUUGGAAUUGGGUGAUACAUAUUUCAGAACAAUUGCAAAUAUAUUGUGUUCCACCA